AUGAAGUGGUUCACAGAAGCAUUGACACAACUGCUGCAUUGCCCUCCCAAGUACAAUAUUACUCAUCAAGAACUUCUCAGAGGGUCUGGGUUGCACACACGCAAAAAGCCAUAUAAGUCAUUUGUUAUGCCAGCUAAAAAGUUUAAUGGACAGGAACUGGAUUCUUCAUGGUCUGUCUGCCUCCUUUAUACAGUAAGCCACAGCCAUAACUGUAGAGUGAGGCUACGUUCUUGUUGUAAUGCUACAGGUAUUCUCUACUUAACUAAGCGGAACACAUAUAUGAAUCAAACAAUCCUGUAUGAGACCAGUGCCAAACUGAGCCACAAAGUGGAUUCCACCCUCUACAGUAUGCUACCGGAGACCUUACCAUGGUAUGCAUCGAAUCUGGGACGUUGUGCUGUUGUAGGAAGUGGGGGGAUUCUAAAGAACAGUAAAUGUGGAGCUGAGAUUGACAGCACAGAUUUUGUCAUUAGGUUUAAUUUGGCUCCCCUAAAAGAAAGUGAUGUUGGAAUGAAGAGUGACCUCAUGACUGUCAACCCAAGUCAAAUAAGGAAGGAUUACAAGAACUUCAAAGAGGACCCAAGACCCUUGGUGCAGCGGCUGUCUGUCUACAGAAAUACGUCCCUCCUCACAGCUGCAUUUUCUUACACUAUCAACACAGCGCUUUCAAUCGACCUGCAUAAGGCAUUGCGGCCACAACACAAAGUUGUCUUUUUUAGCCCCUCCUACUUGAAAGAAUUAGAUCAGUUCUGGAAGAGACAUGGCCUGAAGGCGGUGCGCCUGUCUUCAGGUUUUAUACUGAUCAGUGUGGCUUUGGAACUGUGUGACCAUGUGCACAUCUAUGGAUUCUGGCCAUUCAGCACCAACCUGAACCAAAAACGCAUUUCUCACCACUACUAUGACAACAUUGGACCCAAGAAGGGGGUUCAUGCUAUGCCUGAAGAGUACCUGCAUUUGCUGCAGCUUCACAGCCAAGGAGUGCUGACUAUGCAUCUGGAAAAUUGUGUCUGA
This is a messenger RNA of Chanos chanos (milkfish), 1011 nucleotides long. Its product is annotated as alpha-2,8-sialyltransferase 8E-like. Lineage: Eukaryota; Metazoa; Chordata; Actinopteri; Gonorynchiformes; Chanidae. Gene Ontology annotation, molecular function: alpha-N-acetylneuraminate alpha-2,8-sialyltransferase activity. The transcript is spliced from 7 exons. Gene Ontology annotation, biological process: N-glycan processing; oligosaccharide metabolic process. The record is from RefSeq and is a predicted model, not a curated record. The coding region runs from base 1 to 1011 and encodes 336 amino acids.